This is a messenger RNA of Closterium sp. Naga37s-1, 2541 nucleotides long. NCBI's taxonomy places the organism in Eukaryota, Viridiplantae, Streptophyta, Zygnematophyceae, Desmidiales, Closteriaceae. The record is from the annotation of a GenBank genome assembly.
AUGUCGUCUUCGGCGUUUCUGCCUCUUCUGUUUCUCGUUUCACUGAGCCUUCUUUCCGCCGCGAGAGCAGCGCCAGCAGCGGCUAAGCCAUGGGGUGGCAUCCGCAUCGACAGCGGCGGAAUGAAGAACUUCACGGACAACUUCACCCGGCAGUGGUCGCGCGACGACGGCUUCACGAGCGGCAUGGCCGGCACGCUGAACCUCACGGGCGCGCCGAACGAGUUCAACAUGCCCAUGUACCAGAAGACCACACGUUACUACCUUUUCGCGCUCGAGAACUGCUACGAGAUGCCGGUCCCCGCCGGGCACUACCUUAUUCGGAUGUUCUUCAACCCGGGACCCCCUUCGGAACGCGGAGACCCGACCCGCGAGUUCGCGGUGUCCACGCUCUCCACCCAGAUCGCCAUGAUCACGCCGCGAACGCCUGGCGAGUUUCGCGAAAUGAUGGUAACCUACCCCGGCCCGAACGCGGAGCUGGACGUCUGCUUCGUCGCCAACCCGUCCGCACUGUCGGCGUUCGUCAACGCCCUCGAGAUCCUGCCGAUCGACCCAGAGGCGUACGUGACGGACCCCAACUACAUUCUCUUCAACUACGUGCGUCUGCGGACGGGGAAGGGCAUGAGCUUCGGGGACGGAGUGAGCCUGCCGGAUAAGGACAAGGGUCACCGCCAGUGGUUCAACAUGUCCACGGCCAAGCUGCUCAACGAGCCUGUGACCGUCAGCUGCGAGCCUGCCUGCUCCUACCUCUCGGUGCUGGCGUCCACAGCCUUCACGGGUGCUGACGUGGCACCGCACUACUUCCCCAGCGUCCUCUACUCGUCAGCCAUCACCAACGCGGCCGGCGGCAAGAUCACGUUCAAGGUCACGAUCCCCGACAAGGGCUCCCGAGUACUCAUCGUGCUGCACUUUGCCGAGAUUGACCCAGCCGUCACUGCUGCUGGCGCUCGGGUCUUUUCUAUCUUUGUCAACGGGAAGCCCACCCCGGGCGGCGAUAACAUUGACCUGAUCAAGUGGGGCAAGGCUUCCAAGGUGGCGCUCUUCAAGACCGUUGAUUGGCAGCUGGGCCCGGACGAAUCGACGGUGGAGAUCGUGCUGGCGGGCGCUGAGGGCGCAUCCAAGGGCCCCACUGUUGCUGGGCUGGAGGUGUUCCGGCUGGUGUCCAGAGGCCCUCGCACCAACGCGGAUGAGUUCAAGCUGAUGAGGAAAAUCCGCGACGCCCUGGUGGUCCCGGAGAUGAGCAACUGGCAGGGCGACCCCUGUGCGCCCAUUGCCUGGCCGGGCGUGGGGUGCCGGAUCACAGAGAAGAACGACUUCAGCAUCACGGGCAUUACGCUGUCAGCAGCAGAACUCUCGGGUUCGUUGAUCCCCGACAUCCACCAGCUCAAGAACCUGCAAUACCUGAACCUGAGCAACAAUCACCUCUCAGGAAGCAUUCCGCAGGCACUCAUCGACCUGGAGCAGCUCACCAUGCUGGAUCUAUCAGCCAACGACCUCAAGGGCUCCAUACCCCGGGGGUUCAGCAGCAUGCCUGCUCUCAAGAUUCUUGACCUGCAUGACAAUGAGCUGACAGGAGGUGUGCCUGCUGAUCUCUUCCCGCCGCCCCCUGGCGUCAUGAUUGAUUUCUCCAACAACCCGGAUGUGUGCGGCACGACCACGCGGCCAGCCUGCGAGGCGCUGGGCGGGCCGGGAGUGAGCGACAUCACGAUAGUGCAGCCGACGUCCUCAUCAGUCUCAUCCACCCAGAUCGUGUGGAUCAUCACUGCGUGCAUCCUGGGCGUGCUGCUCAUCAUUGCUGUCGUGGUUGCCAUUCGUCUCAUCUUCUUCCAACCGCACCUACCACUGGAGGAUGAUGACACUGGUGAGCCGCCCCCCAUCCUCCCCGUUCCCUACCCUCCCUCCCUGUUCCCCCUCCUCCUCCCCUCCCCGUUCCCCCCUUCGUGGUUGCCAUUUACCUCAUCUUCUUUCAACUGCACCUACCACUCAAGGAUGACGACAAUGGGUCCUGUGCCCUCGCCGGCGCUUCCCGUCUUUGGAGCAUGGAAUUUUCAAGCUUCGAAGAACCCGGAAGAGGCGGCGGCAGCGGCGGCGGCGGCGUCCGCAGCCGCGCGCUUGCGCUGCGCGCCGAGCGCGCAGACGUAUGACCCUGAGAGGGACGGGGGCGUGGGAAGCGGCGGCGCGGGCUUCACCGCCAUGUUCGCGAAUAAGGGGAAGGAGAGGCGAGCCAUGCGGAUUGUGGACGGGAGGAUCAUGGAGGUUCCCAGUGGGGGUCAGCAGGGGAAGGAGAGGUGCGCCAUGCGGAUCGUGGAUGGGAGGAUCAUGGAGGUUCCCAGCGGGGGACAGCAGGUAUGGAAAGCGGGGGUUGGGUAUGGCGAGGGGGGGACUGGGUUGGGAAGCGGCGGAGCGGGUUUCACCACCAUGUUCGCGAAUAAGGGGAGGGAGAGGCGAGCCAUGCGGAUUGUGGAUGGGAGGAUCAUGGAGGUUCCCAGUGGCGGUCAGCAGGUAUGGAGAGGGGGGGAAGGGGAUGGAGAGGGGGAUUGGUAA